Messenger RNA from Juglans microcarpa x Juglans regia, 1698 nucleotides. Its product is annotated as protein FAR1-RELATED SEQUENCE 5-like. Gene Ontology annotation, biological process: regulation of DNA-templated transcription. The record is from RefSeq and is a predicted model, not a curated record. Lineage: Eukaryota; Viridiplantae; Streptophyta; Magnoliopsida; Fagales; Juglandaceae. The transcript is spliced from 6 exons. Bases 1 to 1698 code for a protein of 565 amino acids.
AUGCUUGCAGACGAAAUCAAGUCUGUUUAUGUGAGAAACUUACCACCUACUGUAUCUGCUUCUGAAAUUGGGGAGGAAUUCAAGAAUUUUGGUAAACUUAGUGAGGAGGGUGUGGUGGUUAGAAGUCGUAGUUUUAGCGUGAUGGGGAAAGAGGAAGAUAGAAUGUCACCUAGACCUUCAACGUCGACUUCACAGUCAUAUGUUGGUCCUAUAAAUCCAUACUACCCGCCGAGGCCUCAAAAUACAUAUGGAAAUCCCAAUGUCUACCAUCAUCCUUUUUAUGUAAAUAUGCCCUACCCUUCGUCAAGUAAUCCGGAGGACUUUAGACGAGUUGAAGAUUCAUACCAGAUGCCACCUCAUAUCCCCUACCCUCUGUCAAGUAAUCUGGAGGACUUGAGGCAAGAAACACCCCCCGCAUCAACUUUGCCAAGUAGUUCUGAAUUUGACCAAAAUGUUGAAAAAACUUUAUCUGACACAAAUGAAGAGGCAGAGGCUACAACUGUUGUCUCGGAUGAUGGUGUACGAGUUGAAGCACCAAAAUCCGGUAUGGAAUUCGAAAGUGAAAAAGAGUUUACAGCCUAUUAUAAGAGAUAUGCCAAGCAAGAGGGCUUUGGUGUAAGGACGCAACGGACAAAGAGAGAUGAUGAUGGGAAGGCUGUGUAUGUGACUGUUGGUUGUGCCCGUGGUGGAAAGUACCGACCUAGGCAUAGUAAUAUCUCGAGGCCACGGCCAACCACUAAAACAGAUUGUAAGGUGAAGGUAAAUGCCUCCUUGAGUAAGAACGGCAAAUGGGUUAUCACUACUGUUGACAUUGACAAUGAGCAUAACCACAUUACUGUGAGUCCCAAGAAGACAAGACUCUUGCGAUCUCACAAGUGUCUAGAUGAAUACAGCCAAAAGAUGCUCGACCUUAAUGACAGAGCCGGUAUUAGAAUGAACAAAAAUUAUUACUCACUUGUCGUCGAUGCGGGGGGUUUUGAGCAUCUAGAUUUUCAAGAGAGAGAUUGUCGGAAUUUCAUUGACAAGGCUAGACAUUUAAGAUUGUGUAAAGGAGGUGGUGAAGCACUUAAUGAAUAUUUCCAAAGAAUGAGAGAUCAAAAUGAUGGCUUUGUUUCUUUCAUGGACGUGGAUGAUGAGGGAAGGUUACAAAAUGUGUUUUGGGCUGAUGCACGGAGUCGAGCGGCCUAUGAGUAUUUCGGAGACGUUGUAACCUUCGAUACAACGUACCUAAGAAACCGGUACGGGAUGCCCUUUGCUCCAUUGGCGCCCAAAGCCAUCAUAACCGACCAAGACCGGGCAAUGAAGAAUGCUAUUGCAAUUGUAUUUCCGGAAACUCGCCAUAGAUAUUGUCUAUGGCAUAUAAUGCGCAAACUUCCAGAGAAGUUAGGAUCUCAUUCCCAAUUCAACGCAGGGUUGAACACCUCCAUUCAAGCCGCAUUGUAUGAUUCACAAACUUCCAUGGAAUUUGAGGAGAGGUGGAGUGAAUUACGUGACAAGUACGAUCUCAGAGGCAAUAAUUGGCUCCAAUCCUUAUACGAUGAAAGGACUUUUUGGGUUCCAGUUUACUUGAAGAAUGUAUUCUGGGCUGGUAUGAGCAUGACACAAUGGUCAGAAAGCAUGAAUGCUUUUUUUGACGGGUAUGUCCAUUCCAGUACGACUUUGAAGGAAUUUGUCGACCAAUUUGAUAAUGCUCUAUGA